UCCCGUCGCGGCCGGACCCUCCCCUUUCCUUCCCUCCGGGCGAUCCCGGAACGGCCCAACCUCGUUUCUCUGCCCCGUGCGCUCCCAGGGCCCUGCCUUCGGAAGCAAGUCUCUGCGUUUUCUUUGGGUCGGGGGGAGCUUGGCCCGGAGCGGCGGCUUCGGUCGGGUCUGUUCAAACCCGGUCUAGCCCUUGGGAGCUGCCCCUGCCGGGCGACGGACUUUUCUGGCAACCUGGGGGCGGGGGCGGGCCUGGAGCGGAGCUGGAGAACUCCGCCGAAGAAUUUGGUCCGGCAGAAAGGUUGGUUGAAUUGCUGCUGCCCUGUGGGGACUAUGCUGCCUAAUUGUACAGGGAUACUCAGGUGCCAUUUGGAUAGUCCUUUAGUGGCACGAUGUACUCUGAGUGGAGGUCACUGCAUUUGGUGAUUCAGAAUGAUCAGGGCCACACCAGUGUGCUGCAUAGCUAUCCAGAGAGUGUUGGGCGAGAGGUGGCAAAUGCAGUGGUCCAUCCUCUUGGGCUGGCUUUAGGUACCCCUUCAGUGACUGGUAGUGAGAGUUUAUUAAAAACUGACAAAGAAGUAAAAUGGACCAUGGAAGUAAUUUGCUAUGGACUGACUCUUCCAUUGGAUGGAGAGACUGUAAAAUAUUGUGUUGAUGUAUAUACAGACUGGAUUAUGGCUUUAGUGUUGCCGAAAGAUUCUAUUCCAUUGCCGGUUAUUAAAGAGCCUAAUCUAUAUGUUCAAAGUAUACUAAAACACCUACAAAAUCUUUUUGUACCAAGACAGGAACAGGGAUCCAGUCAGAUCAGACUAUGCUUACAGGUCCUGAGAGCCAUUCAGAAACUGGCUCGUGAGUCAUCCAUCAUGGCCCGAGAAACCUGGGAAGUCUUACUAUUGUUUCUUCUACAGAUUAAUGAUAUACUUCUAGCCCCACCAACUGUUCAAGGUGGCAUUGCUGAGAAUCUAGCAGAGAAGUUGAUUGGUGUUCUCUUUGAGGUUUGGUUACUAGCUUGUACUCGGUGCUUCCCAACACCUCCGUACUGGAAAACAGCCAAGGAGAUGGUGGCUAACUGGAGGCACCACCCAGCAGUGGUAGAGCAGUGGAGCAAGGUCAUCUGUGCACUCACGUCAAGAUUGCUGCGCUUUACAUAUGGUCCUUCAUUUCCUCCAUUUAAAGUUCCUGAUGAAGAUGCCAAUCUGAUCCCUCCUGAAAUGGAUAAUGAGUGUGUUGCACAGACCUGGUUUCGCUUUUUACAUAUGUUAAGUAAUCCUGUGGAUUUGAGUAACCCAGCCAUUAUAAGCUCUACUCCCAAAUUUCAGGAACAGUUCUUGAAUGUGAGCGGAAUGCCACAAGAAUUGAAUCAGUAUCCCUGCCUUAAACAUCUGCCUCAGAUAUUUUUUCGUGCCAUGCGUGGAAUCAGCUGUCUGGUGGAUGCAUUCUUAGGCAUUUCUAGACCCCGAUCAGAUAGUGCUCCUCCAACACCUGUGAAUAGAUUAAGUAUGCCUCAGAGCACUGCUGUCAAUACCACCCCACCACAUAACCGGAGGCACCGGGCUGUUACUGUGAAUAAGGUCACCAUGAAGACAAGCGCAGUUAGUACUGCUCAUGCCUCAAAAGUUCAGCACCAGACAUCUUCAACCUCUCCUCUCUCAAGUCCGAAUCAGACUAGUUCAGAACCCCGACCACUGCCUGCCCCUCGGAGACCAAAGGUUAACAGCAUCUUGAAUCUGUUUGGAUCAUGGUUAUUUGAUGCAGCAUUUGUUCACUGUAAACUUCAUAAUGGGAUAAACAGAGACAGCAGCAUGACUGCAUCUUUUAUCCAAAUUCUUCUUUCUUAUAAAUCUUCCAUUACAACACAAGCUAGCAUGGAGUUUCGACGGAAAGGGUCACAAAUGUCCACAGACACCAUGGUUUCCAAUCCUAUGUUUGAUGCAAGUGAAUUUCCUGAUAACUAUGAAGCAGGAAGAGCUGAGGCUUGUGGGACACUGUGUAGGAUUUUUUGUAGCAAGAAGACUGGAGAAGAGAUUCUGCCAGCUUAUUUAUCCAGAUUUUACAUGCUUUUAAUUCAAGGUUUGCAGAUAAAUGAUUAUGUGUGCCAUCCUGUCUUGGCCAGCGUUAUUCUAAACUCCCCUCCUUUGUUCUGCUGUGACUUGAAAGGAAUUGAUGUUGUGGUUCCUUACUUUAUUUCAGCUCUUGAAACCAUUUUGCCUGACAGAGAACUCUCAAAAUUCAAAAGCUAUGUAAAUCCAACAGAAUUGAGAAGAUCUUCCAUUAAUAUCCUGCUUUCUUUAUUGCCUCUCCCUCAUCACUUUGGCACAGUCAAAUCUGAGGUGGUCCUGGAAGGAAAGUUUAGUAAUGAUGACAACUCUUCUUACGAUAAACCAAUAACUUUUUUGUCCCUGAAGUUGAGACUUGUGAAUAUUCUAAUAGGUGCCUUGCAAACGGAAACGGACUCCAACAACACUCAAAUGAUACUAGGGGCAAUGUUAAAUAUUGUUCAAGAUUCAGCACUUUUGGAAGCCAUUGGUUGCCAAAUGGAGAUGGGUGGUGGAGAAAAUAACCUGAAGAGUCAUAGUCGCACUAAUAGUGGUAUUAGUUCAGCAAGUGGUGGAAGCACAGAGCCCACAACUCCUGAUAGUGAAAGACCUGCUCAAGCUCUUCUAAGGGAUUAUGCUCUUAAUACAGAUUCAGCUGCUGGGCUCCUGAUUCGCAGCAUUCAUCUCGUCACACAAAGACUCAACUCCCAGUGGCGGCAAGAUAUGAGCAUAUCACUGGCAGCUUUAGAGCUCCUCUCUGGCCUGGCAAAGGUGAAGGUGAUGGUUGACUCAGGAGACCGGAAGCGAGCCAUCAGUUCCGUGUGCAGCUACAUCGUGUACCAGUGUAGUCGUCCAGCUCCUCUUCACUCUCGGGAUCUGCACUCCAUGAUAGUAGCAGCCUUUCAGUGUCUCUGUGUCUGGCUGACAGAACACCCUGAUAUGCUUGAUGAAAAGGAUUGUCUUAAGGAAGUAUUGGAGAUCGUGGAGCUGGGUAUUUCAGGAAGUAAGUCCAAGAACAGUGAGCAAGAGGUCAAGUACAAAGGCGAUAAGGAGCCAAACCCUGCGUCUAUGAGGGUAAAGGAUGCUGCUGAGGCCACCCUAACAUGUAUUAUGCAGUUGCUUGGUGCAUUUCCUUCACCCAGUGGUCCUGCCUCUCCUUGUAGUCUGGUGAAUGAGACCACUUUGAUCAAAUACUCCAGGCUACCAACCAUAAACAGGCAUAGCUUUCGAUACUUUGUCUUGGAUAACAGCGUCAUCCUGGCAAUGCUGGAGCAACCUCUUGGAAAUGAACAGAAUGAUUUUUUCCCCUCUGUUACUGUGCUGGUCCGGGGAAUGUCUGGAAGACUUGCUUGGGCACAACAGCUUUGCCUUUUGCCCAGAGGAGCAAAAGCAAAUCAGAAGCUUUUUGUGCCUGAACUUCGUCCAGUUCCUAAAAAUGAUGUUGGAUUUAAAUACACCGUAAAACAUCGACCAUUUCCUGAAGAGGUGGAUAAGAUUCCUUUUGUGAAGGCAGAUCUGAGCAUUCCGGAUUUGCAUGAAAUUGUCACUGAAGAAUUAGAAGAAAGACAUGAAAAAUUAAGGAAUGGCAUGGCCCAGCAGAUUGCUUAUGAAAUUCACCUUGAACAACAAAGUGAGGAAGAAUUGCAGAAGAGAAGUUUUCCUGAUCCGGUUACAGAUUGUAAACCCCCACCUCCUGCCCAGGAAUUCCAAACAGCACGCCUUUUCCUUUCACACUUUGGAUUUUUGUCCUUAGAAGCAUUGAAGGAACCUGCAAAUAGUCGUCUACCUCCUCACCUUAUUGCACUUGACUCCAUGAUACCUGGAUUUUUUGAUGACAUUGGGUAUCUGGAUCUCUUGCCAUGUCGUCCCUUCGACACAGUUUUUAUUUUCUAUAUGAAACCAGGUCAGAAAACAAACCAGGAGAUUUUGAAGAAUGUGGAAUCUUCCAGAAAUGUUCAGCCACAUUUCCUGGAAUUUUUGCUCUCCCUUGGCUGGUCAGUAGAUGUGGGCAAACACCCUGGUUGGACUGGGCAUGUUUCUACCAGUUGGUCUAUUAACAAUUGCAAUGACAGUGAAGGAUCCGAACAAGAUGAAGUGAUUCCCUGCGAAGACAUUGGGGCCAGCAUUUUCAAUGGACAGAAGAAGGUGCUGUAUUAUGCUGAUGCCCUUACGGAAAUAGCUUUUGUAGUCCCUUCUCCUGUGGAGUCCUUAACUGAUUCAUUGGAAAGUAACAUCUCAGAUCAAGAUAGUGAUUCAAAUAUGGAUCUCAUGCCAGGAAUUCUGAAACAGCCAUCCCUGACACUUGAGCUUUUCCCUAAUCAUACAGAUAACCUUAACUCCUCACAGAGGCUCAGUCCCAGUUCCAGAAUGAAGAAGCUGCCUCAGGGUCGCUCCGUGCCUCCCCUUGGACCGGAGACAAGAGUUUCUGUGGUCUGGGUGGAACGUUAUGAUGAUAUAGAAAAUUUUCCCCUCUCAGACCUGAUGACAGAGAUUAGUACUGGUGUGGAAACUACUGCAAAUAGUAGCACGUCUCUGAGAUCUACCACUCUUGAAAAAGAAGUUCCUGUCAUCUUUAUCCACCCUUUAAACACUGGAUUAUUCCGGAUAAAAAUUCAAGGAGCCACUGGAAAAUUUAACAUGGUCAUCCCUCUCGUGGAUGGAAUGAUUGUCAGCAGGCGAGCACUUGGUUUUCUGGUGAGACAGACUGUAAUUAAUAUCUGUAGAAGAAAGAGAUUGGAGAGUGACUCCUACAGUCCACCACAUGUUCGCCGGAAACAGAAAAUCACCGAUAUUGUCAACAAGUACCGGAAUAAGCAGUUGGAGCCAGAGUUUUAUACUUCACUUUUCCAGGAGGUUGGACUCAAGAACUGCAGUUCUUAGACCAGUGUCUGUCUAGGAUUAUUGAACUCCAGUUUGGGACUAUAAUAUCAAAUCAAAACAAUUUGAUAGGUAAUCACUGUAAAAAUAAAAACAAAUCACUCCCCAAGAGCUUACUGUUUAACUAACAGAGUAGAAGAAAUACAUUAUAAAUCCAUUUGGUAGAAGACUUUUGUCUUUCUAGUGAAUGGGCUCCCAGACACAAUCAUAUUCCUGCUGGUAAUAAUGAUACACAUUUUAGCCAUAAACUUUCUUUUAAAAGUGACAAUUUUAGUCAAAUAUAAGCCUUUUGAGGAGAAGGCUUUUAUGCAUCUUAGUUAAACACAUGCAUUGAUAGUAUCAAAUUUGCAAAUUAGACACUGAUGAUAGUUUUAUACCUCACUUUUUUAGGAGGUUGUGUUCAAAUUAAAAUCUGUCUCAGAAUCUUCCAGAACAUUUAAAGACUCAUAUUAAAGAUAGCAUGGAGGAGAAGGAAAGAAAUCUCAACUUUCUGUUCAUUCAUAGGUCUGUCCAUUUGUCAUCUAAUUGUCAUCUGUCUGUCAAACUGACAUAAAGAACAUAAAUGCUCUUUGUCAGAUAAGUCUGACAUUAAAAUACUUUAUAUUUUCUCUCCACAUUCCAAAAAGUUACCAAUCUCAUCACUGUACAGAUCUGUCUGAAGGCCUUAGUUUUGGGCAGCCCAGGAACAGAUCUAAGAUAGAGGCAUGGCCCUGUCCAUUAACAAGGAUACAAAUGGAGUUUGUGGAGUUAAAAGUUGGGAGAUAGCAGCAAUGCCUCCACCCUCUCCAUUACUAUCUAGCUUGGUGACAUAAUGACAGGUUAAACAUUCUUAAUUCCUUGGUUAAAUAUUGAGAAAUAUAAAUCCACAGCAAGGGUUGAAAAUUAUCUGGUUUUAUCCAUUGUCUUUUAUUUUAGGACCAAUCAGGAACCUGUAGUAGUUUAUGAACAGUUCUAAUUUGGGGUUCAGGAAAUAGCCUUUCAGUGCUACUAAUUCAGAUCUCUCCCAGAGAAUCACUGAAUUUCAUCAUAAGUAACAACAUUAGUGACCACCUCCUUGGGUGGCUGCUUUUAAAAUUGGCUGUUGUCCUGUUUUUUGGACUUUGCCAGCUAAUGGCACAAGUCCCUGCCCAGGUUGUGGAAAUACUUGUGUUACUCGCUGCUACUUUUCCACCAGGGAGAAAUGUUUUGAGGUGGCUAGACCCAGAACAUCCUUACAAGGAUUCCUGUUAUAAUGCUAGAGUAUACACUGCUCAUUUCUAUUUUUAUGUGUUUCUUCUCUAUUAAGAUUAUUUUGUGUUAAGAAAAUAAGUGACAUUUAAAAUCCAAAGAGAAGGGAUCACAGUUGUAUAAGGAAUUAUUUCCCACUUGAACUCUGAUGUCAGUAGAUUCUGUAGGUCAGGGGUAUAGUGGUCUAUUUGGUUUGAUGUGUUGUUAGUUUAAUUAAGGCAUGGGGGUAGUGUAGGAUCUAAUCCCUGUGCAUAUACUUUCCGGAAUAUAAAUAUUCCGGAAGUACGUAUUUUGUUAUCUAUGAUCAAGAAAUGUGGGCAUGGCAGGUCUUGGCUUUGUUUGCCAUACCCUUUUCUUCAUGUCUGCUUUAAGCUCAGGUAAAGUUAAGCUCCUCCUUCUACAACGCCAUUUUCCAUUCAGGGUAUAAUAUUAUUCAGUCAUUGAUAUUCUUUUUAAUCUGGGCAAUAAACUGAUUUACUUUCAAAUAGUAGUAUGGGGUAGGGGGAUGUAUGAUAAAGAUUAGCAAGUUCUACUCUAAAAAUACUUUAGUAGCUCAGCAGGUAUAAGGUGAAGUUUAACAACUUCCAUGGAAAUUCCAGAUUGACAUUUCAAGAGAAAAAUGGGCCCUUGCUCUAGUGAACGUGAAACAAAAAACUUAAAAUUGAUGUGCAACUUUAAACACUCCAGAGGUUAAAAAGAACUGAUGCAGGUGUACUUCCUCAGUGUGGUUCUUCAGAUAAAACUUUUAUCUUUGUCAUGGUUUUACUGUCAACAGGAUGUACUGUGGUGUGUGUUGGGAGUAGGUUUCCUGAUCCUUCAAUUUGCUCUAAUUAUUGGCAAGCCUUUUGUAAUUCAAAUGGCUUUGAUAAGUGAACGGCUUUGUUGAAUGCAGUUUGUGAUCUGGAAGACUUUGUGGUCUCCCAGGGAAGGAGGGAUGGAUUCAGGACUGUUCAUGUAGCCCCCAAAGGCAUGAAACCCCAGUGUGCAUAGCACAAACAGAAUAUGGGAUGCAUAUACCUCAUCAGGUGCUGGUUCUUCUGCUCAAAAUAACAUUUACCUAAAACAGGAGUGUGGUAAGAACCUUUGGACCUUUCACUACUACGGGUUUGAGUUCAUGGUCACUAAGUUCACCCAACUGCCUUUAUUAAAAAUCACUUUGAGUACAGUUAUGCCAAAAGAGCAUAUUUUGUCCCUAAUAAAUAAUCUUAAGUAGAGCCUAGUUGAUAAAUUUGCUAGCAUAUGUUCAUAACCUUUGGGGGGAAGCCAGGACCGCUAAGGUCUGUAGCUUAAACAGUUAAGUUGCUGCACGUGAUGCGGUACUGGAGGUGGGUGGAUGUGGCAUUUCUGAUGAAGAAAGCACUAUCCAGGGGAUAGAGGCAGGUAGCCCUUCAGAGUCCCUUAUUGCAUUUGGAAGACAGGGGCUUUCAUCUUCCUCUCUGGUUGGGAACAGUGAGGAAGAGAUGAGGGCUUUUGCCUUUUCUUGUUCAACCAAGCUCUCCCUUUUGUCCAGUACGUCAUCCUGAGACCUCCUCUUGUCCAUUGGCUCUUUGAAAGGAACAGUUACAAGGUCGGUUGCCCUCCUCCUGCCAUGGACAUACACAUAUACACACACGCGUGCACACACACAUGCAUGCUGUCCUCCAUUUCCAUGUCCUCUUUUUCAGGGUAUCCCCUUCUCUGGACUCAUAAAUAAAAAAUACCUACAUCUUUGGCAGGCUGUAUAUCUGAGACCUUCAUGAAUAGUUACUUUCUAUAUAAUCUGGGAAAGCAUUUGUCAGGCUCUGCAGAGUGAUUUUUAGAGAGGCAGAGUCUUCAGAGUGUUUAGUGAUACUGGAAGGUGGGAUUUCAGCCAAAGUGGGAGUCAUCCUUGCUCAGACAUGUUCUGUGGUAGAUGGUGAAAAAUGUACUGGAGGUAAUUUGACACUCCUGCUAGCAGUGGCUCCCCACUAAUACCCAUUGAGGUUAUAUCUUCCUGAAAAGAAUUGACUUACAUGUUUACAUGAGACAGUAAGUUGAGUUAGAUGAUCUGUUUUAAGGAUUUCCAUGACAGCUUCUUUUCCUGAGAUGGAGAGAUUGGAGGUAAUCCACCUGUUUAAUGUGGAAUCAAACUGUGGGGUUCUUGGUAGCUAAAGAAGCCUUGUACUGUAUAGUGUUUUUCUCAGAGUAUCAACUCAUCUUCUUCAGAUGCUUUUCUUUUUUUAAUGGUGAGGGAAAAGGUAUAAUUUGGGAUUCCACAGUGCCUUGCAUAUAAUAGGCGCCCAAUAAAUAUUUGUUGAAGCAAACCAAGUUUCCCAAGUCCUUGUCCCUUACAGUGAACAAGAACAUCUUUCUCCUCUGAAGGGCUUGGCAGUUAUGACUAAAAAAUAAGCAGUAUCAUUAUUUGCUUGAAAUCAUAUAUACAGUUUGUAUGAAUUUCAGUAUGUUGCCAAGACAUGAUCUUUUUCUUAUUGUAUUUUCUGUAAAUAUUUCUGGCACUGAAUUGUAAAGGCGAAUGUAAAUACGAAGGUGUACCCAUGUCCCCUUGCCUCCUGUGUUCUCUCUUCGUUGGUUAGGGACGAAGGCCCAGAGGCUUGUUUGGUAUUUAUGCCACUCCUUUGUCCAGAAGAAACCCAUGGAAUAUUGAAUGUACUACAUUUAGUCAAUUAAAUUUUAAGAAGAUUCUUAUGUAAUUACA
Molecule: messenger RNA, 8811 nt
Organism: Manis pentadactyla (Chinese pangolin)
Lineage: Eukaryota; Metazoa; Chordata; Mammalia; Pholidota; Manidae
Gene: RALGAPB
Product: Ral GTPase activating protein non-catalytic subunit beta
Exons: 31
Coding region: 390-4913 (1507 amino acids)
Biological process (GO): activation of GTPase activity; regulation of small GTPase mediated signal transduction
Molecular function (GO): GTPase activator activity
Source: RefSeq, a predicted model, not a curated record